This is a messenger RNA of Nomia melanderi (Alkali bee), 3950 nucleotides long. RefSeq names its product Xylosyltransferase oxt (gene oxt). Gene Ontology annotation, cellular component: membrane. The record is from RefSeq and is a predicted model, not a curated record. Gene Ontology annotation, molecular function: protein xylosyltransferase activity. Lineage: Eukaryota; Metazoa; Arthropoda; Insecta; Hymenoptera; Halictidae. Gene Ontology annotation, biological process: chondroitin sulfate proteoglycan biosynthetic process; heparan sulfate proteoglycan biosynthetic process.
AACAUCAAAUGACAAAUGCAACCAUUACACGCUAUGAGCUCGUUUGAUUUGUGUAAAGUGAACCCCCAUAGUGUGAUCCUACUGUAUCGUGAUAAAAUCAAAUUUUUAGAUUUAUAUGCGUAUUAAAUUGAUGCUUAUGUAGUAAUAUAUAUUACCACUUAAAUCAAUAUUUGCUUAAUUAUUUUUAUGAAAUUUGUUAUUUAUCUUUCUGUGGUUAAUUAAACAUGUAACAAAUGCAUUGUUUUAAUACGUAUUGGCAACAGUAAUGAAAAUCUACUAUAAAGUAGUGCAAUGAACAUGCACUUACAUUUCUUAUUAACUCGUUUUCUUAAUUACGCAUUGUUAUAUAAAAUGUACAUAUAAAAAAGAAAAAUAUAUAUAUUUAUAAAUAUAUAUAUACAUAUAUAUAUAUUUAUAUGAAUAUAUGUACACAUCUAUAUUGCACAUAACAUGUAACUGUGAACAUAAUAUUACACGUAAGACCGAAUGCAUGAAUAGAACAUGUUCCUUCAAAUUCUCAUGAAAGAUUGCCUUUGUUUUUGGUUAUGACAAUUAUGAAAUUAUGCAAAAUUCAAGGAACACACUUAACAUGAAUUAGAACAAUAAAAAUGGUUAUAACAAAGAGUCACUCAAUAAGUAGAUCAUCUAGUUGUUUACGAAAAUAUCGAGUACUUUUUCUAUUUGGUAUUACUGUGCUGUGUAUACAAAUUUAUUUAGCACAUACGUUUUUUGGUUUGGAAAUUCGAAAUCGAAAAUCUAGUCGGUUGUCUUCAGGAGAGGAUGAUGUAUCUCAACUUGAAGAAGAUGAAGGUUUACCAAAAGGUUUGCGUCAAUUGAAGCUUCCACCUGAUAAGCAAACAAAUGGGAAUAAGGUUUUACAAUCUCAGCGAAACCAAACUACUAGAAUAAAAUUAGAUCAUAAAUUAUUAAACUUUAUACCAUCUUGUGAAUUUAAUGGCAGAGAAGCAGUGAGUGCUGUAACACGUGCCCAAAGCCAAACAUGCAAACAGCGCAUUGUCAAUGUGACGUGCCUUAAUCAACAAGGAUUAUUAUAUCCAGAAAGAAUACAGUCUCUAUGUCCUCAGUCUCCAGGAUUUAUAGAGAAACCUGUCAGUUUGGGAUGUUUUAAAGAUGAUAAAACAUUGCGUGUACUCUCUGGUUAUUAUCAUGUUUUUAAAGGGAACAAUUCUCCAGAUCGUUGUGCUUUCUUAUGUCUACAGUCAGGAUAUUCAUAUGCUGGGACAGAAUAUUCUGUCGAAUGUUUCUGUGGAAUAGAAAAACCGCCACAACUAAAACGACUACCAGAUUCUAGUUGUAACAUGAAGUGUCCUGGUAAUCCAAAAUAUUCUUGUGGAGGAUAUUUGACUAUUAAUGUAUUUUGGACUGGAAUUCAAAGAUUCAAAGCACAGGAAGCUAGAAAUGCAAGUACAGAAAGUGAGAAUGAGAAAUCUGUCCGUAUAGCUUAUUUACUAACAGUAAAUGGCAGAGCGAGUCGACAAGUUAAACGACUUAUUAGUGUUCUUUAUCAUCCUUCACAUUUAUUUUAUAUCCAUGUUGACGCGAGACAAGAUUAUCUCUAUAGAGAAAUGUUAGAAGUGGAAAAAUCUUGUAAAACAAAUAAUAUUAAAAUAGCAAGAGGAGAAGGAUUACGGCAUGCAAGCAUUUGGGGAGGUGCAAGUCUUUUAACAACUUUUCUAAAGUCUGCAGAACAAAUGCUUGCGCAUCAUCAUCAUUGGGAUUUUCUUGUGAAUUUAUCAGAGUCUGACUUUCCUAUAAAAAGUAAUGCACAAUUAGUUCAAUUCCUGAGUUUAAAUAAAGGUAUGAAUUUUGUAAAAUCGCAUGGGAGAGAAGUUCAACGCUUUAUCACUAAACAAGGUUUAGAUAAAACUUUUGUGGAAUGUGAAACUCGUAUGUGGAGAAUAGGUGAUCGAAAGUUACCAAAUGGUAUUCAGAUAGAUGGUGGUAGUGAUUGGGUAGCUUUAAGCAGAGAUUUUGUGGAGUAUGUUGCUAAUUCAAAUCCAGAUGCAUUAGUGACCGAUCUUUUAAAAGUGUUUAAAUAUACUUUACUUCCGGCUGAAUCCUUUUUUCAUACAGUGUUACGUAAUUCUAGAUUUUGUAAUACGUAUAUAGAUAAUAAUUUACAUGUUACCAACUGGAAAAGAAAAUUGGGUUGUAAAUGUCAAUAUAAAGCUGUAGUUGAUUGGUGUGGCUGUAGUCCAAAUGAUUUUAAACUUGAGGACUUUAGUAGAAUUCGGAAUACCAUUGAUCGGAAUUUAUUUUUUGCUCGAAAAUUUGAAUCUAUUAUUGAUCAAAGAAUUAUAGACAGAGUAGAAGAAUGGUUAUACCCUGAAAAAAUAAAUGAAACCGUCAUAGCUAAAGGUUAUGAUGCAUAUUGGCAAAGUUUGUAUCAUACAGCAGAUUUGAGUCCUUUGACCGAUGAUGCACAACUGACUGUUGCAAAUUCCUUAGCCAGAUUAGUUUUUAAUAAAUUGAAAAUAAAUUACAAAGAUAUUCAUCUCCUAGAAAUAACUGCUUAUUUCAAACAAAAUCAAUUUAUUGGUAUAUUAAUCCAUGCGGAGGCUGCAAUAAAGCAGACAGUAGUUCAACAAAAACUUAUGCAACAGAUAGAAACUUUAGUCUAUUUAAGACAUAACUUUUCUACUAGUAGAGAAUGGUUAGGAAAAAUACAAAGUUUGUCAGUAAAUACUGAUUAUGAUCAAAAGGAAAAGACAUUUAGAAAUCUAAUGGGAAGUAUAGGACCAUACUCAUACCCAAUUUUAUCAUACGAAUUUGAUUCUGGAAUUACAACACCACAAAAUUUAUCAAUACUGUGGGUGGACCCAUAUGGACGAUUAGCGGAUAUUAAUUACAUACAACUUGAAGAAAUGACAUUAACAGGGUAUGUCAAACCACAGUUCAGUGAACACCUGGUUGUAGGUACAUGGCAUUUAUUUUUAGUUACUGACUCUGUAUCAGUAGCGAAAAUGAAGUUUUUAGUAACUCCAUUAGGAUACUGGAAGAAUAAAAAAAUUGAACAAGAAAAAGCUAAAACAGUAAAUAAUGCAUCUGGCGAUAGUUACGAUGUUACCGAAGAAAUGAGCAAAAAGUGGUCACAUUUGUUACACUCUGUAAAUUUUCGUGAACGAACUGCAUAUAGUAAUACUGGUGAUGAAAAUAACGUCAAUUCUAAUUUGGAUCAAUGGAUAGACAAAUUAGUACAGGAACAUUAUGAAAUUGAUAAAAUAUGUGAUGCUAAUGUUGUCACUAAUUCUGAACUAAAAGUACAGAGGUGUAUUAAUACUCAUUGGAGCUCAUUGAGCCCAGAUUCAAAGGCUGAUAUCAGUAAUUUAUGUUAAAAGUAUGAAUUAGUUUGUUAAAUAUGUGCCAUUUUCAACACUUUUAAACUUUAACAUAAAAUCUACUAAACACGCAUAAGGUUAAUAAUUUUUUUAGAUAUUUUUAUAUCAAGUAAAUACUAUAUGUAUAUAUACGUAUUCAUAAGAGUAUUUUAAAAGUAUACUACAUCCUUUAAAAUUAAAGAACUCUUCUAUAACAAAGAUAAUUUUUUCACUUUCCUUUGUAUAUUCUAUUCUAAUUAAUUUAAACAUGACGAAAAAAGUUUUCUUAUAUGAUUGUUUUAGUGUAUGCAGAGCCUACCAAGCCUGAUUCCUACAUUAUUAAUUGUACUAAAACAUGCGGAAGAUAUACAAACUUCUUUUGAGCAUUUAACAUAUCUAAAUGCAAAAUUAAACUAUGUUACAAGAUUCAACUUUAAUAUAAUAUUUCUAUUUCGAUUAUUAAUAUUAUUCAUAAUUUUUAUUUAAGACAAUAUUGAAUACUAUUUCUUUGUUAUGAUAAUAUCAUUAUUAUGUAAUUACUACUAUUUUAUGUUAUAUCAAUUGUAACUAUAGUUUCCAUAUAUAUUUACAGUGUUUAUAUAAUAUUUAUAA